CAAACAUUUACCCAAAUUGAAGUCGAGUGUUGGAAUGUUGUAAUUUUUGUGAGAAAUAACUGAGUGUGUGAAAUGGAUGUUUAAAUUUGAACGUACUAGAAAGUUUACGCAAAUAGUAGCGCGCAAAAAUGAUUCUUCUUUUGACUAUCUUCAUCGUGGGAGUAUCCUGUAAUCCCUACCGAAGGCCAAUCAUAAUUCCAGACUUGGAUGUCUCACCUCCAGAGGAAAUUAACAAGUUGUCACUGAAUAAAUUCCAAAGUCGAUCUUUAAACGUAGAAACGAAACAAAAUAAUUUCGAAGACACAAUAAAGGAAGUUGAGGCAAUACUAAAAACCAACCCCGCCUUACCCAGGUUAACCAGGGGUGAAAUUUUAGAUCUGUUGGAUAACAUUACACAAACUGACUUGCAGAAAGCAAAUCUGUAUAAGGAUGCUAGAGAUCCUAAGUCUAUUAUGGUGGUAAUGCCGUUUACUCCUACCAACGAUAACAACAUGCAAGAUUUGUACACUAAGCAACCUGUUACCCAAAUAAUAGGCGACAAUAAUAAACCUAUACCCAAUCAAACCAACAAACCUGUCCUCCCUAUUCAAACUAAUUUUAAACGCAGACCUUCUAGUUUUACUACCUCCCAAUCUACUUCAACGGUUAGUACUACGCCUAAACCAACUAGAAGAGUACCAACCAAAAAACAAUAUCCGCCAAAGAAGCUCAGGCCAAAGCAAGAGACAAGUACUCAAAUUAGUAUUAAAACUACAUCAGAAUAUACCACCGCAACUUCUACAAGGGCAACACCUCAUUAUUUCUCAACUACUGCGAGGAUUACGCCAGAAUACUCACCAACUACUACAAGAACUAGAGAAUUCACACCUAAAUCAUCCACUAACUUCAAACAGAAGCAAAGAGGACCACCCUUGAGGAGAAGAAGGCCAACCAUUACGACCACACAGCAUCCAAACCAUAGAUAUCCAGAUGAAGAACCACAACAACAACAACAACAACAACAAUAUGAUUUCAAUAAGUUUGUUCCGAGCACAGGAAUGACAGUUAUACAAGCCCCCAAAUUAUCAUCCUCAUCUGAAGACUUGAUCCUUCAGGAAGACAUAAGAAAAGACCAAGUGUAUAGUAGCGAAUCGAAGGUUCCACACAAGUUUGUAACUCAACCACCUGAAAAAACCAAAGUACCAAACGACCAGGUCUACUUCGCGACCAGAUCUCCAAGUUACGUAGACGAUUCCUUUAACGGUUUCCAAUCGUUCUCUCUUCAAACCACUACGAAAGAACCACAACAGUUUGAGAUAAUCACGGCGGCUCCAACAAUUGAAGAUCUGAAUAUUCCUCCCCAUUUAACCAAUGUUGUAAAAGAUAUGCAUCUGUCUGAAGCAAUGAGUGGGGAUAUACCGACAAUUAAACCCAUGCCUGAUUUUAAAGUACCGGAUGAUACAGAGAAGAUCAAAGCUAUGCUAGAAUCUUUGGGCAUUCAAACGCCGACCACCACACAAAUGCCAAACGCUCAAAGUGUUGCUGAUAACUUAAGUCCCGACAUGAAGGAAUUGCUUAUGAGCUUUGGACUUCUGCCUGAUCCAAAUAAAAAACCAGACGUAAAGGUUGCCGAACCAAAUCCGGAGAAAGCUGAGGUGCGUCCGGAUUCGUUUAUUGGUUUCAAACCACUACCUGAAGACACGUCCAGUAGGUCAGAAAUGGAGGAACUCUUGGCUUCGUUCGGUUUGGGACGCAGUGCCAGGAAGGAAAAGUCUUUGAAAAAACCACCGAAGGUCGAUGACACGGUUUUAAGUUUAGAAGCUGUACCUGACGAAUAUAAGGGUUUACUAAAUGAACUGGGUCUGAGGCAAGGAAAGAAAAUACGAUCAGAUUCAAACAGUAAAAAUUUGAAUAAAGAUAUGGUGGAAAAACAACACGUAUUUAACCCAACUGAUUCGCAAUAUGCUACUGAAGAGGAGUUGGAGAAGUUGGGUAAAUUGAUUGAGAUGAUAAAAGAAUUGGAAAAACUAAACAGGACAAUUACCGAAGAAGACUUAAAAAAAAUUGACUUGGCCACUUUGAAAGAACUAGUCAGUAACUUGAAACCUGAAUUAGUGCCACUGAAUGAAAAGAACAACGGACCAAAUCCUCUACUCUUCGACUUUGGCUUGAGCAAAAAUGAAGUUAAAAGACAAGAAAACGCCACCACAACUACAACCACAACCACGACUACAAUUCAACCACUUGAAAUAGUAACAACUAGUUCUACCACCAUUGAAGAGUCUAGAAAUCCUUCAAUAAAGGAUCUUGAAGAUUCCUUUGGGGGUUCUUCUACUGUAUCCACCACAGUCGCACCAGAAACAACAACACAAGCCAAGAGAACUGGAUUUUAUUACUUGCUGGAUUGGAAUACGUUCCUAGAUAUUGAUGAUCAAAAAGGAAAAAGGGUUAACCUGAGACUUCAACCUACUGUUGGUGACCCUAAAAGGUUUUACUCGUUAAUCAUGUUAGAGUGUAAAAUAUACGUACUUUUAAUAUUUUUAUAUAUUUUUAACGUUUGUGUGUGUGAAAAUGGGAUUUUCAAUUUAUACGAAAAGUAUAGUAAUGUAAAUAGGGAAGAGUUGGUUGUGACUAAUAUAGAAAAUGAAGAAAACUUUAACUUAGAAUUAAAUGUAAGGCAAUGGAGAAGCUUACCAUCCAUUUCAGCAACCCUUUCGGUUGGAAUAAUGAAUGAAUCAAUGGUUUUGAUUCAAUUUACUGAAGAAAGUGGCAAAAUUAAAAUGAAUCCAAUUAUAAAAGAUGUGGACUACGAAAUAGAGGAUGUUCGACUUUUUCAAAACGAAAACUGGGAAACUUUUGCCGUUGUAUCUUCAAAUAACCCACCUAUGUUAAAGUGGUAUAAUAUCUCCAACACACAAUUGGAUGAAAUUUGGACUUGGUACUUGGUGAACGACGUAUAUUAUUUCGAUAUAAUUAACAUGCAAAAGGAACAGAAAGUACUUGUCUUGUACAACCAAUCAAUGGCAGAAAUUUACGAUUUUCAUUUACCUCAAAAAAAUUUUUGGGUAUUUGAAUCAAUAGUGUUAAAAACUCCUGCAUCAAGUGCUUCUUUUAUCCAAUACAAAUGGGACUUUUUUCUGAUAAUAAGUCAAAACGACUACUUUAACCUCUACAAAUACCAAAAUAAUCACUUUAGUCCGUACAAAAAUAUCGCCUGCAAAGGAAUUAAGAAAGUUGUAACUUUUGAAAUUGGUUUUAAGGCGUUUGUUGCAGUCGAUGGUCUUAAGCCAACAAUCUACGGUUUCACAGAUCAAGGCCUAGAAGAACAAUCCGUUAAAAAUUCCCAUUUGAAUGAUAUAAAAUAUUGGAAGGUGUUACCAGUCAUUGAGUACAGGGAUGAUGCAGUUUUGCUGGCUCAAAGAAUCAUUCAACAUGGAACUCACAACUCCUCAAACAUAGAACUGUUAACCUUUGAUGGAGAAUCUUUCAUUGAACACGAUGAUAUACCAUGCAACUACUUUGGGGAAGAUAGAAACAAUUUAAACUGUUUAAUUGAUGAAGAUACUGAAAAUUCAAUCCAGCAUAUUGCACCAGUAACCAUAAAUGACCGACUUGCACUUUUAGUACCGUACCAAAAGGGCAACAACGUUUUGUUCAUGGUUGAAUUUAAUAUCGUUAGAAAAGACAAUCCUGUAUUAAGCGAAAUAGACGAACUGUUAGAUGAAAAACGACAGAUCGAAGAAAUGCUUAAAGUAUACGAAAGUCUACCAAACACUAAAGAAACAACUCAACAAUUAGUGUCUUCUUCUUUAACAAGCAAAGUAGGAAAUCAGGAAAGAGUACAGAUAAUCGAAAUAGUGGAGGGCCAAGUAGUGUUUAAUUUUGAAAAACUCAAACAAGAUGUUGAUAAUUUAGGUGAACACAUUGAUGUUUUGAAAGCUAGGGUCAAUAAAAUUAUUGACAACGAACGCAAAAUGAAUUUCGAAUCGAUUGUUAUUGAAGGUAGUUUGGAGGCUUCCUCUGGUGUUUUCGAAACGGUUGCUGCUAAAACCAUUUUCCAAGAAAAAGGAGAUGAUGUAUUGGAAGACAUAGUGAGAACAAAUGAAUUAAAAACGGUCGUUGGCAAGAAGAUUUUCAGUACUGUAUCUAUGGAUAAUCUCAAUUUCGGUACAGUAAAUGGCAUUGAUCACAAAGAUUUUGUUUAUAAAACAAACAAUUCCUUGGAAAUCAACAAUAAUGUGGUCUUUACCAACAACGCAAACGUUGAUAAUCUUGACAUUAGAUCUGGAAUACUAAACGGUCUUAAGUUGAAAGAUGAAAUUGUGGUAAUGGACAAAGUCACUGAAGACACCCUCCAUUUGCACGAUGUACUAGUGGAAGGUAACUUCCAUGCAGAUGAAGUAAAUAAUUUAGAACUGUCUCAAGAACAACAAAAUUUCAACAACCAUAACUUGGAUAGAACAGAAAGUACAGUGUUUAUACCACAAAAUGUCACAGUUAAAAACAUUAAUGGGGAAAGUCUGGACGACUUUAUUAAUAAAAUUUGCUUGAAAAAUCUAAAGUGUUACAUUCCAAACAACUUUGUUUUAGAUGGCGAUAUUUUAGUUCAAGGAAAUGCUUAUACAGACCAUUUAAAUGAAAUGAAAUUCCCAGAAGAUUUUGCUUUUACUGAUGAAUCACAGCCGCUGAAUAUUACAGGAAAAAAGACUUUUGAAAAUUUGGAAGUUUCCCAAAUUAGAAUAUCUAACCAACUUAACAACCAAAAUAUCAAUAACUUUAUCACCCUUUCAACGCCACAGCAUAUUUCCAGCACUGUGGAGUUUGAAGAUCUAGAAGUAACAGAAGAAUUAAACAUAAAUGGUAAAAUCGUUGGAAAACAUUUAGAUAAAUUCCUUUCCAACCCUGUGUUAUCUAAUAAAGUAACAACCAUAAACGCCAAUGUCAAUUUUAAAUCACUUAUAGUUGAGGGAACCGUUAUUGUUGAAAAUAACUACAACAACCUAAAUUACCACGAAUUAUUAACCGACAAAAUAUACAAGGAUGAAGACUUCGCCGAAAUAACAGGUUUCAAAGAAUUCCCAGAAGGCAUGACUGUAAGAAACAACCUACAAGUAGAGUCAAAUAUAAUCAACAACAUCCAUAUUGAUGAAAUCAUUACAAAAGACACCGAUCAAAUUUUGAACCUACAAACUCUAAAUGGAACAGUUGGUUUUGGAAAUCUCAAUUUGGGAGGAUUGUAUGGAUCCAAGAACGUUACUAAAAUCGACCAGGAAAGCGUCAAAUUAUCUGGUGAACAAUAUAUUUCGUCAACCUUGUUCUUCAACAAUAAUAUUGAGGUUAAUAACUUGGAAAUUACUCAGACACUUAACGAUUUAUCCUCCGAAGAGUACUUAUUCAAAACUGGUGACAGAACUAUUGAGUCAGAUGUGGAGUUUGACGAAAUUGUGGCUGAAAAUAUGACCGUUGAAAAUGACAUGAUUGGAAACAUUACCAGCAUGGAUUUGGAUAAAUUAAGGAAAACGGUGCUCAGUUAUAGCUCUGAGCAAGAGAUUACGGGAAAUUAUACUUUCACAAAUGCUAGUAUUGUAGACAUGGUUGUAGAGAACAUCAACGAAGUAUUCUUUAUGAAUAAAUUUGAUAAGGAAUUAUUGUUGAAAGAAUUCUUGGAAAACCUAAUGAAUAACAAAAGGGAAAUUCGCAAUUUACAUGUGCAUGGUUCCCUUGAAGUGGAUGAAGUUAAUAACAACGAUAUGUCUUCCAUGAUCGAAAACCUAUCGAAAAUGCCAAAGAAUAUUGAGCUUGAAGACGUCUACUUCACAGAAAUCGACAUUGAUAGUUUAUGCAACGUGCCUUUUGAUAGAUUUGUGGAAGAUGUGAUUUUCAAAAACGAAUCAUCAGUGGAAAUAUCAGGUCGCAUUGAGUUUACUAAGGGUAUUAGGGUAAAGAAACUGAUUGAAACGAAGAAAUUGAACGAGAUCAGGAUUGGAGACAUCCUCACCAAGUACGGUGAACAAAAUAUCCAAUCGGCGAUUUCAGUCCAUGGUGAUGUGCAUUUUGAAGAUGUUUCUGUGUUAGUGGCAAUUAAUGAGCGUAAUAUGAAAAUUCUUGAUGAACCUAUUGAAACACUGAAUGAUACGAUUGUUAUCAGAAGUCAUAUGGUGUUUGAAAGAUUGCCACAUAUUAUGAAUUUGACUGUUAAUGAGUCACUGGAUGAUAUUUUAACAAAAAUAGUCUUCAUCAAUGAUACUAUAAAAUUGGAUGGUCACACAGUAUUCACAAAACCCGUGAACAUAGAAGGAAAUCUAAAAAUAUCAGAGCAAUAUAAUAAUCUUAAUAUCUCUGAAAUGAUGACCAAUGUUGUAUUAACUACAAAAGAUAGUGAAAUAAAUGGACCAGUUCACUUUAAAGAACCAGCAGUGUUUGUCAAAAAUAUACAGGUGGAGAAUUUGAAGUCGGAAGCUCUUUCAGGAUUUGAUAUGGAAGAAUGGAAGGAAAAUGCUCUGUUCAUUAACAAAGGACUGCUUCAAGGUAAAUACAAAUUCGAAGAUGUUCAUGUACAAGAGUCGAUUUUAACGGAAACCAUCAACAACAUCGAUAUGAAAACAUUAAUUCCUCUAAGAACUGAACAGGAAAUCCCUAAAAUGUUCAUAAAUGACCUUCACGCCGAAGAUAAUAUAAGAGUUGAAGGUCUUGUCAGUGGAUAUAAAAUUAGGGAUGAAGUCCAAAAUUCACUUACUGUGGAUCAACAUCAGGAGAUCAACUCAAAGAUCGUAUUCCAAAACGACGUCAUGGUAGAAGGAUCUUUAUUCACCAGUAACAUCAACAACAUUCCCAUUAACCAAAUUGUCACAACAAACACCGAUCAAGAUCUUACAGCUUCUUAUAAAUUUUUAAUGAAGUGUCACCUAGACACAAAUUUAAACAUUGAUGGUACCCUAAAUGGUAUCAACAUCACAUCAUGGAACGACGAAAUAUUGAAGUCAAACACAGAGGUUGAGCAAGAUGUGAUGGAACAAUGGAACAUUUUGGGCAAUAUGACGUUAGAGGAUGAUGUGAAUGGAGGUGCAAUGGUGAACAACAAAAAUCUACAGGACAUUCAAAAAGAAGUCAAUGAUAAAAUUCAGUAUAAGUUCAACGUAGAAAGAGCUAUAAUCGAUGAUUACAAUAAUUUAUGCAAAGAUGUUGAAAAUAUGUACGAGCUAAGCAAACAUCAGAUCUAUAAGUUCCGAUACUUUGACGAACUACAAACGUUAAAAUUCGAAAGACCGGUCUCCUUCGUCAAACAUUUCGAGCAUAAAGGCAACGAUUAUUUAUUGGUGAACGAAGAAAAUAAUUGUCAAUCACAUCUUAUGGUCCUGUUCAACAGUUCGUUUUUCAACACAUCAACCACAUAUCAUACAGGAUCACUAUCUCAGGUAAUCUUCGUUGAUUACAAAUCAGAAUUGUAUUUCGUAACUGUUGGGAAGAAAAAGUCUUCUUGUGAUGUCAAAGGAACGAACGUUUGGAAAUUUACAGAUGGAAGUCUCCAGUGGAUUAUGAUGCUGGAUAAUCAAAUUGUAUUGCAAGAAUCUCUAGUACCUGGUACGUUCUAUGGCUUGAAUAAACACGGAGUUACAGAGUACAAAAUAAAUAACAAUUUUAUAAAAGUCUACCGCAAAUGGAAAGUUUCUGAAGAUAAUAUGAGUUUUGUACCACGAGGUUUUGGCACUGGCUUAGCCGUACGUAAUGGGAAGAAACUUAUAAAGCUUCACAGGGACGAUCCGGAUGAAAACACGAAUUCCAACACUGAAUUUAUCAUAGGAAAAACUAGUGCGCAGAACAAUCGUUAUAUACCAGGUAGAAAAAAUGGAGAUUUAGCAGUCACAUCAGUAGGUCCCAGUGAUUCGAAACGUAAUCUUCUCGCUGUGGCUUCGCAUGAAGAAGUCAGUGUGAAAGGACCUUUGGAUUCCAUAAUAAUAUACAGUGAUCCAGUCCAUGGUAAAAUUUUCCAUAAAAUUGCUACUUAUAAGCCAUCUUCAUUGCUGUCUGUGGACUUUGAUAAUGGAGAGACGUUAUUGAUGUUCAUGGAGAACAACAAGACUCUUCAGAUCUACGAAUAUAAAGGAAUUAACGGGUUUCAACAUAGAGUAUCCGCAAAGAUAGCAGCUUCGAAGCUAUUUCAAAUGACUCUUCCACUUUCACAAUUCUUAAAUAAAAGAAAAGUGAUUGGAGCUGUGAAUGGAAACAAAAUUGUUUUCCUGCAAUCUUCUAUGUCAGGAAAUCAGAUAAGAACUGAUAUGGGAUGUAAGUUACAGUAAUAAUAGUUUGUGUUGUUAUAUGUUAUGAUUUGUUUAUUUAUGUAUUUAUACGUUUAAAUAUACACAUGUUGAAAGGAA
This is a messenger RNA of Aethina tumida (small hive beetle), 8354 nucleotides long. RefSeq lists its product as uncharacterized. The coding region runs from base 129 to 8276 and encodes 2715 amino acids. The transcript has 26 exons. Gene Ontology annotation, cellular component: cell surface. Lineage: Eukaryota; Metazoa; Arthropoda; Insecta; Coleoptera; Nitidulidae. The record is from RefSeq and is a predicted model, not a curated record. Gene Ontology annotation, molecular function: heparin binding.